Molecule: messenger RNA, 1248 nt
Organism: Lachancea thermotolerans CBS 6340
Lineage: Eukaryota; Fungi; Ascomycota; Saccharomycetes; Saccharomycetales; Saccharomycetaceae
Gene: TEF4
Product: translation elongation factor EF1B gamma
Exons: 2
Coding region: 1-1248 (415 amino acids)
Biological process (GO): translational elongation
Cellular component (GO): nucleus; cytoplasm
Molecular function (GO): translation elongation factor activity
Source: RefSeq, a predicted model, not a curated record
AUGUCUCAGGGAACUCUAUACGUUAACAGUCUGGCUAGGGGCUACCUCCCUUCCGCCUUGGUCAAGUACCUCGGUCUUGACAUCGAAAUCGUGGACACUGAGAAGGAUCAGGAAAGCUUCUUGAAGCAGUUCCCAUUGGGCAAGAUCCCAGCGUUUGUCGGUCCUGAGGGCUUCAAGCUCACUGAAGUGAUGGCCAUCGCUUACUACCUUGUCAACCUCAAGGGUGACGAGAACAUCAAGAAGGUCUUGUGCGGUGCCACCUUGGAAGAGGAGGCCCAGAUCAUGCGCUCUCUGUCCUUCACCAACAGUGAGUUGGCUGUUGCCUUCCCAACCUUCGCUCUCAUGCUGCUCGGUAAGUUGCCUUACAACAAGAAGAUCUGCGACGAGAAGAGAGCCGCCUUCGACGCCUGCAUGGACGUCUUCGAGCAGAGACUGAGUGAGUACACUUACCUCGCCACCGAGGAGGUCUCCCUCGCCGACCUAUUCCUGGGUACCCUAUACGCCUUCUCCAGCAUCCUCAUCUUCGGUGCCGAGUACAGAGCCAAAUACCCUGCUAUCGCCAGAUGGUUCAAGACCGUCAUCGCCCACCCAGCCCUCGCUGGCGUCUUCGACCUCUCCAAGUUCCGCAAGGACACCUUGCAGUACGUCGCUCCUAAGAAAGAAUCCAAGAAGGAGACCAAGAAGGAGACUAAGAAGCCAGCCGCUGAGAAGCCAAAGGCUGCUGCCGAGGCUGAGAAGCCAGCUGAGCAACCAAAGAAGCCUAAGCACCCUCUUGAGCUUCUGGGCAAGGCCACUUUCCCUCUAGACGACUGGAAGAGAAAGUAUUCUAACGAAGACACCAGACCAGUUGCUUUGCCAUGGUUCUGGGAGCACUACAACCCAGAGGAGUACUCCAUCUGGAGAGUCGACUUCAAAUACAACGACGAGCUGACUCUGUGCUUCAUGUCCAACAAUCAGGUCGGUGGUUUCAUGGAGAGACUGACAGGUUCCGUCAAGUACAUGUUCGGUUGCAUGGUUGUCUACGGUGAGGACCGUAACAACGGUAUCGUUGGUGCCAUCAUGUUGAGAGGCCAGGACUACGCUCCUGCUUUCGAAGUUGCUCCAGACUGGACUUCUUACGACUACGCCAAGCUCGACACAUCCAACGAGGAGGACAAGGAGUUCAUCAACAACAUGUGGGCCUGGGACAAGCCUGUGGUCAUCAACGGUGAGCCAAGAGAGAUCAGCGACGGUAAGGUCUUGAAAUGA